CUCUUCCUGUUAUCGAGAACAACCACAAAUCAUGUCCAAAUGAGAAUUUAAAGCGAUCCGCGUAGGGAAAUUCCAUGCCUCGGGACCUGUGUCAUCUAAUUAUAGAAUCGGAGGAUGCAUAGAAAGGUGUAAAAACCGCGAGGUUUACGAAAUGGCAUACGUGUAAGCUUGACAAAAAUCCCGGAGACUCGCUUCGAUAGUCGUGCGUAAUCAACACUUAACGGGGUACCAUCUAGCUCUUUGACGUCAUAUCACCGGCCUGUGUGCGAACCUUUCGCGAUCAUCGACUGAGAUAAAUUUCGGUCGUUUCUGCGUUCGACGCUCAUUCGAUCCGGCACCGUUGACAGUCGGAGUCUCUCGAGGUGCGGGCGUCCUUCAACGUCUAUCAGUCUAUCACUCUGACACCGCGAACCGGGCUGAGCAACCAGUUUGUUCACUGGCGAGGAGGUAGAAACGUUAUUGUGAGAAACAUGUGCGAGGUAAACAAUUUGGACGAGUGUUACAAAGUUGCCGAAGAAUUGGUCUUGUACGCAGGAAAGAUAAUAGAAGAUGGCAUCGACACUAAGAAGAACGUCAAAAGUAAGGGAAUCGACUGGGAUCUUGUCACAGAAUACGAUCGCAAGAUAGAGAACAAAUUGAUAAAACAGUUGUCUGCGCGAUUCCCAUCGCAUAAAUUUAUUGGUGAAGAAACGGCAGCGAAAGAAGGUCGCUUACCACAACUGACCGAUGAUCCUACGUGGAUAAUAGAUCCGAUAGACGGUACUACCAAUUUUGUUCAUCGUUUCCCGCAAACAUGCAUCUCUUUAGCGCUAUGGGUGAACAAAGAGGCCGAGAUUGGGAUAAUAUAUAAUCCUCUCAUGAGGCAAUUCUUCUCUGCAAGAAAACAUUGCGGCGCUUUUCUCAAUGGGAAGCCUAUAAAAACGUCAGACGUGAGAGAUGUAUCUCAAUCAUUAGUGGCCAUGGAACCGUGGAUAGCGAAAAAUCCUGAAUAUUUAACCAGCAUAUACAGUAGAAUGCAUGCUUUGAUACAAGGCACUCAUGGGAUAAGAUCGCUAGGAACAGCAGCGCUCACAUUGUGCUACGUAGCAAUGGGAGCUGUGGAAGCGUAUCAUAUCGAGAGCAUAGAUGCUUGGGAUGUUGCAGCCGGGAAACUGAUAAUUGAAGAAGCAGGUGGAGUUGUGAUAGACACUGCUGGGGGAGAAUUAGAUAUAAUGACACCAAGAGUCAUAGCAGCUUGUAAUCAACAAAUUGCACAGCAACUUGUGGAUCUUUUCAAAGAAGCUGAUUCUGAGAUAGUUAAUAAAAAUUUUAAUUGAAGAGAGAUCACUCAUGCAAUGUAUGUUUUAUAUAACUUUUGUUAUAUAAUUAAGCAUAUGCUUUUGUAUGUAGACUUAAAGACACAGUAUUAUUUAAUAUGACUAGAAAGAGCUCCCUUUGUAUUUACAAUCAAAAUAUUGUAUACUAGAACUGAA
Camponotus floridanus (Florida carpenter ant) is the source of this 1472-nucleotide messenger RNA. RefSeq names its product inositol monophosphatase 1. Gene Ontology annotation, molecular function: inositol monophosphate 1-phosphatase activity. Bases 471 to 1316 code for a protein of 281 amino acids. NCBI's taxonomy places the organism in Eukaryota, Metazoa, Arthropoda, Insecta, Hymenoptera, Formicidae. Gene Ontology annotation, biological process: phosphatidylinositol phosphate biosynthetic process; inositol metabolic process; signal transduction. The record is from RefSeq and is a predicted model, not a curated record. The transcript is spliced from 6 exons.